ACAUACAUGAAAUUAAUAUCUGAUAAUUUUGUGAUAGGGAGCCUGAGGUGCUGGGAGGAGCCGAAAAGACCUUCUUGAGGAAGAUGUUACCUGUACUGUUUCAUGAAGAAAAUUGGGGAUUUCGAGAGUCAGGGGCACACCCCUCAGGAAGGCGUGGAGAAGGCCCGGACCUGGGAGGCGUAGCCCCAGCAGCCAAGAGUGAUUCCAGCACACUGGGAUUAGCUCACUCUAGCAGUGGAUGAGCACCUGGGAGUGGCUUGUGACAGAAGAAACCUCCCAACAGACUGAAUGGAAGGAGCCCAUAAUGGGAGAGCUUGGGCUGCAACUACUGCCAGUUGCCUGCUAUUAGACCCUGGAGAAAUGCACCAGAAGCUGAGAUAUCCCAAAUGGGUCUAUCCUUCUUUCCUUUUGGUGAUGCUGGGACACAGCUAUUCCUCCUCCAGGCAUAUAACAGUGGAUCCUCCUCAUAAUCUGAAGAUUGUGGAUCCUGGCUUUUUAGGUCACCUGAAUUUGCAAUGGCAACCCCCUCUAACGUUGGGCACGUUAAAGCACUGUACAGUACAAUACGAAUUAAGAUAUCGGAACGUUGAUAGUGAAGACUGGGAGACCAUCAUUACUAAGAAGCUAAAUUAUGAAGAUGGCUUUGACCUCAACCAGGGAGUUGAAGCAAAAAUCCAAACGCUCCUGACGGGCCAUUGUACAAAUGGAUCAGAUGUUCACAGCAAAUGGAUACAGACUUCUUUCUGGAUUCCCUUGCAAGGAGAGCCAGAGACCAAAAUCCAGGAAAUGCAGUGUAUCAAUUAUAACUGGAAAUCUCUACACUGCACUUGGAAACCAGGAGAAAAAAUUCCCAGAGGGGCGAAUUACAACUUGUAUUAUUGGUAUAAGGGCCUAGAUCAUGCUGUCCAGUGUGCUGACUAUAUAGAAUCUAAUGGAAGACAUGUUGGAUGCCAGUUUCCAAGCAUGGAGCUUGCAGAGUAUCAAGAUUUCAACAUCUGUGUUAAUGGCUCUUCGUUAGCCCUUCCUCUGAGGGCCAGCUACUUUUCUUUUCAACUUCAAAAUAUAGUGAAACCUUCUCCCCCUGAACAGCUAAAUCUGACUCAGAGGAACCCUGAAGAGCUUCACCUGGAGUGGAAGCCACCCGAGGGACCCGUCCCCUCUCAUUGCCUGACAUAUGAAGUUCAGUUCCAAGAAGAUGAUGCUUCCUGGGUGUCCAGAUCGACAGAAAAAGAAAUGAUCACCCUGCAAAAAUCAAAUGGAAGUAGAAGAUUCUGCAUCUGGGUCAGAGACAAAGUGAAUAUUUACUGUGCCAAUGAAGGGUUUUGGAGUGAAUGGAGCUCCCAGCAGUGCUUAGAAGAGCAACGAGACGAUGAUAGCUGGCUUCUCUUUAUCAUCAUCCCCGUCACUUUAAUCAUGCUCAAUGCCAUUGUGGUAGCUUCAUUGUUGGUGCAGAAACAAAGAACCUGUUUGAAGCAGGUUCUUGGCAAAAAGGAAGUCCAUUUCUACCACGAGGCAAUGUAUUGAUAGCCCACUUCCCAGUCCCACAUCCAGCUGGCUGUUCCUUUCCCAGCAGGAAGACAGAUUCAACCUUAUUUGUUGAACACCCGGAGGAAUCUUCUGGCAUCCGAUUUCUCUUAGGAUCAUCUCUGAGAGCAGCAAUGACAUAUUUCAAAUGACUUUACAACAUGAACACAUAUGUAAAUAUACAUAUAUAUGAUAUUGAGCAUGUGUGUACACAUACAUACUCUCUAUAUGUAUAUGUAUGUAUUUAUAGAAAUAAUUUUUUUGGAGGGGGUUGUUUAUAGAAGAAAAAAAAUCACUUUGUGUUGUAAGCUUUCUAGUUCCCAAUAAUAGGUCCGCUUCUUGUGAAUUUUUAAUGUUGCACAAUGGAAAA
This is a messenger RNA of Sarcophilus harrisii (Tasmanian devil), 1894 nucleotides long. RefSeq names its product interleukin 13 receptor subunit alpha 2 (gene IL13RA2). The transcript has 11 exons. The record is from RefSeq and is a predicted model, not a curated record. The coding region runs from base 289 to 1524 and encodes 411 amino acids. Lineage: Eukaryota; Metazoa; Chordata; Mammalia; Dasyuromorphia; Dasyuridae. Gene Ontology annotation, biological process: cytokine-mediated signaling pathway. Gene Ontology annotation, molecular function: protein binding; cytokine receptor activity. Gene Ontology annotation, cellular component: external side of plasma membrane.